Messenger RNA from Paralichthys olivaceus (Japanese flounder), 1939 nucleotides. RefSeq names its product elongator acetyltransferase complex subunit 4 (gene elp4). Gene Ontology annotation, biological process: tRNA wobble uridine modification. Lineage: Eukaryota; Metazoa; Chordata; Actinopteri; Pleuronectiformes; Paralichthyidae. Gene Ontology annotation, cellular component: elongator holoenzyme complex; transcription elongation factor complex; cytoplasm. The record is from RefSeq and is a predicted model, not a curated record.
CACGCUACGAGCAGAAUGGCUGCGCCUGUGGACGGUGCGUGUAAACCCGCGGCUGAACGCUCCCCGUUCAACACGACGAGUUUCCAGAAGAGAACCAGGAGCAAGUUGAUCUCCAUACCCGGCACCAGACCGUCGGUUCUGAACGGACAGCUCUUAGUCUCCACCGGUGUCACCUCACUCGACUUUCUGCUCGGUGGUGGUUUAGCAGUGGGAACAGUACUUCUCAUUGAAGAGGACCGAUAUGAUAGCUACUCCCGUAUGAUCUUAAAAUACUUCCUGGCAGAGGGAGUGGUGUGUCGACAUGAACUUUUUGUGGCGGCAGCUCAGGAUAGCCCUGAUGACAUCUUACAGGAACUCCCUGCUCCCAUCUUGGAUGAUGUCGCUAUCCACAAACCACCAGAGCAGCCCAGGCUGCCUUGUGAACCUCGGGACAGUUUGGAUGCCAUGAAGAUCGCUUGGCGUUACCAGAAUCUGCCAAAAGUUCAGUGUGCCCUGGCGUCUUCGUCCCGGUUCGGCCACUACUACGACGUCUCCAAGACGAUGGAGCCAGAAAUUCGCCAGGCAGCCAAGUGCCACCGCUUCUACCUUCCAGAACAUCCCACCCAGUCAUCAAGCACACACAGUCCCAUGCUUGAGUCCUACACUGCGUUGUUGAGAUCACUUCAGGAGGUCAUACACAGGGAGGGCUUUGAUGUAGCAGCCUCCAUGUCAAAGUCACGUAACAUCCUGCGCGUUGGCCUUCACUCUCUUGGCUCUGCUCUUUGGGGUGAUGACCUGAGUUGUCAUGACAACCCUACACACCGCCACUCCCUGGCUGCCUUUCUCUAUGGACUGCGUGCUUUGCUGAGGUCAUCGCUGUCAGUUGCUGUAGUUACUGUACCUUCACAUCUCAUCCAGGACAGAGCUCUAAUGGGCAGCAUAACCAGGCUAUGUGACAAUGCCAUUGCGCUGGAAUCAUUCAAAGGCUCUGAGAGAGAGACCAACCCACUCUACAAAGAUUACCAUGGCCUGUUACAUGUUCGUCAGGUACCUCACCUGAACUGUCUGGCGAGUCAACUCCCUGACCACAAGGACCUCGCCUUUAAGCUCAAGAGAAAACAGUUCAGCAUUGAGAGACUGCAUUUGCCUCCAGACCUGUCUGAGACGGUGAGUCGUGUGAGCAGGGGGGAGCUGGCAGGAGGGGCAGCGUCAGCUUCAGCCUGUGGGUCCAGCACUUCCGGCAACAAACACCUGGACUUCUAGAGCUCCCACACAGUCGCCACGGGCAAACCCAACACCUGGAACACCGCAGUGCUGUCCUCUUUACCACGGUGACCAGGUUGUUCCCUUGCCCACAUAAUGUCAACCACGAUAACCCUGCCAGCCAUUACCACCUGCCAACUGUCCCAGCCAGGGGUGAAGACCUAAACAUCCACAGUACCUCUUCUCAAAAUGGACACAUUUCAAGUUCCUUUUAAUAUGAAUUCACAUCAAACUGAUAUAUAUAUAUAUAUAUACACAUAUACUGAUUGCUGACAUCUUCUCAGACUGUCAAAGUUCAUUUUACUUCAGACAAUAAAAAGUCAGACCCAUAGUAUUUCGAAAUGUUACCCAAAGUCAUAUGACGGACAAGGGGACUUACUUAACACAAUUGAAAUCCAAGAUGGAGGGAUAAUUUAAGAUAUGGUACUUUUUUUUCCAUCUUCUGCCUCCAGGGAGGUUGUUUACAUGUUAAGUGUGAUCAUGAAAUAUUUUUUAGUCAUUACAGACUCUGUCUUGACUGACUUUAAAUAAUUUAACGACAUUCUCCCAAGUUCAGUGCUUACUUUACUAAACAUGUGGCCACUUCCUGCUUAGCUCCACCAUGUACACGAGUCUGAAAGUACUUUUUUUUUUCUAGGAUAAACCAAUUGACUGUGGUUUUGUUGAAAAAUAAAAUAAAAAAAUAUUAAACAGUGAA